Messenger RNA from Mastomys coucha (southern multimammate mouse), 1576 nucleotides. It is a transcript of the gene Wdr31, whose product is annotated as WD repeat domain 31. The record is from RefSeq and is a predicted model, not a curated record. The coding region runs from base 430 to 1533 and encodes 367 amino acids. The transcript is spliced from 12 exons. NCBI's taxonomy places the organism in Eukaryota, Metazoa, Chordata, Mammalia, Rodentia, Muridae. Gene Ontology annotation, molecular function: protein binding.
ACUCCCACCCUAGCGACGCGCGCCUGGUUGCUAGGGGUGGAAGCGCGGGAACCUGUAGAAGCUGCGGAUGCCAGCUACCGGUGCUUGUGGGCCUCAGUGCCAGGCCGCCGGUGGGUAUGGAGCCCGAGUGACAGAGAUUGGGAAGUGGCCGUCUGACUUGUUUCCGAAGGCUGAAUGAACUACAGAUCAUCAAAUACAGCAGCAGCUCACCAAGAAGAUCCCGUUGCUUUGGGGCUCUUCAGCAAGUUUGAAGGACACAGGACCUGGGGUGGCUGAGGUUGGCUCCUGGUCUGAUCCUGCAAAUGUCGGUGCUAGCCACCUCUCUUAUUCUUUGGGGCACCAGCGAUUCAUGCAGAGUGUCACGUGCUCAGGAGAUGCUACCUGAGUGAGUGAAGAGAUAAGGGAACACCCCCUCAGCGCCUAUGAGGGAUGUUGUUAACUGACGGCCAACUGAAACCAGCUCUUCCUCAGAAGGUCUUCUGUAGGCUCUGGGCUGUGAUGGGGAAACUGCAGAGCAAACUCAGACACAGCACUUACUUAUACAGCAGGCCUGAUGGGAUUGUAGAAGAGAGAGUCCAGACUAAAGCUUCCCAAGAAUACAUCCCUGCUCAUGUGGAUACCGUCUCUGUAGUUGCUACUCUGAACUCAGACCUCUGUAUCUCUGGAGGGAAAGACAAGACUGCUGUGGCCUAUAAUUGGAAAACUGGACGCGUGGUGAAAAGGUUCAUAGGACACGAGCGGGAAAUCACGAAGAUAGCCUGUAUUCCUAAAUCAAGCCAGUUCUUCAGCGCCUCUCGAGACAAGACAGUCCUGAUGUGGGACCUGCAGGGCUCCUCACAGCCCAGGCAGCAGCUGUGUGGCCAUGCCAUGGUAGUCACUGGCUUGGCUGUGAGCCCAGACUCGUCCCAGCUGUGCACUGGCUCUCGGGACAACAGCCUGCUUCUGUGGGAUGUGGGGACUGGACAGUGUGUGGAGAGAGCAUCUGUCUCCAGGAACCUGGUCACACACCUGUGCUGGGUCCCGAGAGAGCCAUACAUAGUCCAGACCUCCGAGGAUAAGACCAUCAGAUUAUGGGACAGUCGGGGGCUUCAGAUGGCUCAUGUGUUUCCCACAAAGCAGCACAUCCAGACCCAUUGUGAAGUCAGUGUGGAUGGACAUACGUGUAUCUCCUGCAGCAGUGGCUUUGGGGGUGAAGGCUGUGAAGCCACGUUGUGGGACCUAAGACAGACAAGAGACAGGAUGUGUGAGUAUAAGGGGCAUUUCCAGACAGUUGCAUCCUGUGUCUUUCUACCAAAGUCCGCAGCCUUGAUGCCUAUGAUUGCUACCUCAGCACAUGACUCCAAAGUGAAGAUUUGGAACCAGGAGACUGGAGCUUGCCUUUUCACCUUGUCUCUGGAUGGAUCAGGACCCCUGACCUCACUGGCUGUUGGCGACAUCACCUCUUUGUUAUGCGCAAGUUUCUACAGAGGAGUUCACUUACUCAGAGUGGACCACAGCCAAGGACUGGAGCUGCAGGAAGUGGCAGCCUUCUGAAACAAAGAGAUAUUGAUUGGAUAAUAUCAAACCAUGGCCCCUC